AUGGACAGUGGAGACGAGUUUUUCUUCCAUCACUUCCUUUGUUCAUCGGACGAUUCGUCGUCGGAUGAUGAAGAUCUUGUGGUGGCUGCAUUGGUCGUUCAUGACCACAUUCAACGGCAGCUUCCUCGGUACAGGGGGUCAGUCCCUGGCCGUGCUCCCAACCUGAACCGCAACAGGGAGAGAGGCCACGCCCUGCUCUAUGCCGAUUACUUUGCCAACACCCCGCUCUUCAAGCCGGGAGUGGUUGCUCAUGACCCAUACUUCGAGUGCAAGACGGAUGCCCUUGGCAAGCUUGGAUUCUCCUCUUACCAGAAAUGCACCGCGGCCAUCCGCAUGCUUGCAUAUGGAAUUCCAGGCGAUCUGGUGAAUGAGUAUGUGCGUAUGAGUGAGACAACAUGUCUGAUGUCAAUGUACAAGUUUUGCCAGGCUGUGAUCGAGGUGUUUGGCCCAGAGUACUUGAGGCAGCCAACUGCCGCUAAUACAGAGAGAUUGUUGGCGACCAACGCAGCUAGAGGCUUUCCAGGCAUGCUUGGCAUCAUAGAUUGUAUGCACUGGGAGUGGAAGAACUGUCCAUUUGCUUGGCAGGGCCAGUACAAGGGGCAUGUCAACGGGUGCACUGUCAUAUUAGAAGCGGUGGCAUCGCAGGAUCUUUGGAUAUGGCAUUCUUUCUUCGGCAUGGCAGGUUCUCACAAUGAUAUCAACGUGCUGCAGCAUUCUCCAGUCUUCGCGAGGCUUGCAGAAGGCCACUCCCCACCUGUCAACUUUGAGAUCAACGGCCACCAGUACAACAAGGGAUACUAUCUAGCAGAUGGUAUAUAUUCUCAGUGGUCAACUUUUGUGAAGACAAUCUCGAAACCCCAAGGUGAGAAGAGAAAGAGAUUUGCCCAAAUGCAAGAGAGUGUUAAAAAGGAUGUGGAACGUGCUUUUGGUGUGCUUCAAUCUUGA
Aegilops tauschii subsp. strangulata is the source of this 945-nucleotide messenger RNA. RefSeq lists its product as uncharacterized. Lineage: Eukaryota; Viridiplantae; Streptophyta; Magnoliopsida; Poales; Poaceae. The record is from RefSeq and is a predicted model, not a curated record.